ACUGACCUGACUUGGGGAAAAAAAAAAUAAUGAAAGAACGAUUGCUACCUGAUGCAGAAAACAGACUGUGAGUCUGUUGAAAGAGGCCGUCACCAUUUUCAACUAUGGCCGCUAUGCUUCAUGUGUUUGUGAUGACCUGUCUGCUGUCGAUGAUCCUCUCCCAAUCGAUGUAUUCGUCACCCAAGAAAGGACGCAACAUUACUAUCCACUCCUCUAAUCUGGUUUGUAGCCUACCAGGUCCAGUGGGGCCUGCGGGGAAUCCAGGAGCCCCUGGGUCACCCGGGGCAAUGGGACCAGUGGGGGUGCCUGGGAAGGAUGGUCCAGAUGGGCAGGAUGGAAAGAAAGGAGAAAAAGGAGAUGGAGGUGAUCACGGGAGGCUCGGAAAUCCAGGCAAACCAGGUUUAAAAGGCAGCGCGGGCCUCAUUGGCAAGGCUGGACCUCGGGGACUAAAGGGCCAGCGGGGGUCACCGGGGCUGGCUGGACAGAGGGGAGAGAAAGGAGAUGAGGGGGACGUGGGUCAGAGAGGAGAACCGGGAGGCUGCGAUUGUGGCACGGCCGCUCGCUCGGCUUUCUCGGUGGCCGUGUCAAAGAGUUACCCCAAGGAACGAAUGCCCAUCCGCUUCAGCCGCAUCUUGCUCAACGAGGGCAACCACUACAAUGUAAGCAGUGGAAAGUUUGUGUGCGCCAUCCCCGGAGUCUAUUACUUCACCUAUGACAUCACUGUGGCCAACAAGCAUCUAGCCAUCGGGCUGGUGCACAACGGACAGUACAAGAUUAAGACGUUUGAUGCAAAUACAGGGAACCACGACGUGGCGUCUGGUUCCACUGUCCUCCAUCUGCAGCAUCUAGACCAGGUCUGGUUGCAGAUCUUUUACUCAGAGCAGAAUGGACUCUUCUUUGACCCCUUCUGGACUGACAGCACCUUUACAGGCUUCCUCAUCUAUGCUGAUCAGAAUGAUACAAGAGCUAAUUUACAGGAUGCCACUUGAUAUUUAAAUUCACUGAGUUCUUUUUCUCCAUCCUUUAUUUUUAUCUUUUUUAACAUCUGCCUAUCCCUGCUUCUGUGAAAUUUAACAUUCGAGUCAGUAAUGUCCAAUGUUAUAUAUUGCAUAUUUUUGAUUGGCUUGCGGUUAAUUGACAACUCUAAAUUGCCCGUAGGUGUGAACGUGAGUGUGAACGGUUGUUUGUUUGUAUGUGCCGUGCGAUUGGCUGGCAACCCCGCCUCCUGCCCGAAGAUAGCUGGGAUGGGCUCCAGCACGCCCGCGUCCCUAGUGAGGAGAAGCGGCUCAGAAAAUGGAUGGUUGGAUGGAUCGAUGGUUGGCUUGCCGCAUAUCAAUUAAAAACCAAAAUUUCUAAUGUUGAAAGAAAUCACACCAUUUAAACUAAAAAUGUAAACAAGUUGAAUUUUUCAGCAUAUAACACUUUGUAUUUAAAAUUAUUUUUUAAUUUUAAAAAAGUUGAAUGAAAAUUGGCCACACUUUUUUUUUUAUUUAAAUGUACAAAACAUUUUUUAAAAGUUGAAUCUUACAAGAUAGUACUUUUGUUUUAAUUAUAACAAAAUAUU
Messenger RNA from Phycodurus eques (leafy seadragon), 1564 nucleotides. It is a transcript of the gene c1qtnf2, whose product is annotated as C1q and TNF related 2. Gene Ontology annotation, molecular function: protein binding. The transcript is spliced from 3 exons. The record is from RefSeq and is a predicted model, not a curated record. Bases 105 to 989 code for a protein of 294 amino acids. NCBI's taxonomy places the organism in Eukaryota, Metazoa, Chordata, Actinopteri, Syngnathiformes, Syngnathidae.